Messenger RNA from Triplophysa dalaica, 2612 nucleotides. RefSeq names its product guanine nucleotide binding protein-like 2 (nucleolar) (gene gnl2). Gene Ontology annotation, cellular component: nucleolus. Gene Ontology annotation, molecular function: GTP binding. Lineage: Eukaryota; Metazoa; Chordata; Actinopteri; Cypriniformes; Nemacheilidae. The record is from RefSeq and is a predicted model, not a curated record.
UUGAACAGUCUGUUGUAACACGUGGAAAUUUAUACUUGACUGAAAACAGUGUUAAUUUUGUUAUUUUAGAGCAUUGGAAGCGCUCCCGAGUGACCUUUCACGAUGGUUAAACCACAAUUCAAAGGGAAGAGCUCCAUAAACCCUUCCAGCUCCAGCAGCAAUCCCGACCGGGUUAAGGGAGCUGGAGGGAACAACAUGAGGGACCGUGCCACAAUCAGACGCGUGAACAUGUACAGACAGAAACAGAGAUGUAAUAGUCUAGGUAAAGUGAUCAGGCCUUUGCAGUACCAGAGUACGGUUACUCCUGGUACGGUGGCCAGAGUUGAACCCAACAUCAAGUGGUUUGCUAAUACACGUGUCAUCAGGCAGUCAUCCUUGCAGAAAUUCCAGGAUGAGAUGAGUGCAGUCAAGAAAGAUCCCUACCGAGUAGUGAUGAAACAAAGCAAGCUACCAAUGUCAUUGCUGCACGACCGAAUCAAAGCACAUAAUUCCAAGGUGCACAUUCUGGACACGGAGACGUUCGAGACCACGUUUGGGCCGAAGUCGCAGAGAAAAAAGCCCAAUUUGUCAGUGGGAGAGUUGCAGGAUUUAGCCGAGCAGGCUGAGGCCUCCUCUCAGACCUACAGCGAAAAAGAUCGUGAUUUGGUGACCGAGGACAGCGGAGUCCGGGAUGAAGUUCAGGAAGAAAUCUAUAAAAAGGGACAGUCAAAGCGGAUCUGGGGCGAGCUGUAUAAGGUUAUCGACUCCUCAGAUGUGGUUAUUCAAGUGUUGGACGCUCGGGACCCUAUGGGUACACGUUCCAAGAGCAUUGAGACUUACAUGAAGAAAGAGAAACCUUGGAAACAUCUAAUUUUUGUGCUUAAUAAGUGUGACCUCAUUCCCACGUGGGUCACGAAACGCUGGGUAGCCAUCCUUUCUCCGGAAUAUCCCACCCUUGCCUUUCACGCCAGCCUUACCAACUCUUUUGGUAAGGGUUCGCUCAUCCAGCUCCUGAGGCAGUUUGGCAAGCUUCAUUCAGACAAAAAGCAGAUCAGUGUUGGUUUCAUUGGUUACCCCAACGUUGGAAAGAGCUCGGUUAUCAACACUCUCCGCUCCAAAAAAGUCUGCAAAGUGGCUCCCAUUGCUGGUGAAACUAAGGUCUGGCAGUAUAUCACACUAAUGAGACGCAUUUUCCUGAUUGACUGCCCUGGCGUCGUCUACCCCUCAGACGACAGCGAGACUGACAUCGUACUGAAGGGAGUGGUCCAAGUGGAGAAGAUCCGAUGUCCAGAGGAUCACAUCGGCGCGGUGCUGGAGAGGGCGAAAUCUGAGUACAUCCAGAAAACAUACCGAAUUCCAUCCUGGAGCUCCCCCGAAGAUUUCCUGGAAAAGCUCGCCUUUCGUACCGGAAAAUUACUCAAGGGUGGAGAGCCAGACAUUAGUACUGUCUCUAAAAUGGUUUUAAACGAUUGGCAGAGAGGACGGAUCCCCUCUUUUGUGAAGCCCCCUGGGGUUGAGAUGGAGGAAGAGAGCAAAGCACAACCAUCGCUGGAGGUGCCCGAGAUGGAGACGGAAGAGUUUGAAAACAGACUUGAAGUGGAGAAUGUGGAGGGGGCAUCAUCCAGCGCGCGGGAAGCUGAACAGCUUCUGAGACAGAAACAUGAGGACAUGCAGAAGAUCUUCGGAAAUGUCAAGCAAAACUUCGGCAAAAUAAACGUCGCCCCAGAGUUCAGUGAAGAAGAUCUUGUGCCUGUUGAAAUGCCAGACAUUUCUGAUCCCUCUGGAUCAGAAGAUGAGAAAGAUGAAGAAAAGGAGGAGGACGAGGAACAAGUGGAGAAGAACGAGGAACAAGUGGAGAAGAACGAUGAAGAGAAACAGGAGGAGUCCUCUGUAGUCGAGACCCCAACUAAGAGCACACAAGAAGUGAACAAAGAGCUGGAUGAGAAAAUAGCCAAAUUGAAACAUUUUCUUGAUCGUGCCAAGUCGAAACGCUUCUCUACCUUACGAAUUCCCAAAGGCCUUUCUGAAAAGGUGUUUAUGAAUGCCGGAACAAAGCAGAAUAGUCCAAAGAAUCCACAACAGAAGGCUGUGUCACAAUUGGGCAAAAAGAGGAAAGCUUUGGAUGAAGAGGAAUCUUCACAGCCUGCCAAACUCACAUCCAAAGAGAAAAGACGACUGGAACGUGCCCAGAAAGUAAAGAAAAUCGGAGUCCGUUAUUACGAGACGCACAAUGUCAAGAACAAGAAUAAAAACAGAAAAAUACCCCAGGAUGGUACACGACCAAAACGAGCCAAGAGAUAAGAUCUGGCCAGAUUCCCAUUACAUUAAAACCCAGUUUUCCUAAAGUUGUUUUGGAGGCUACGUUGAAACAUCUGGAUUGGAAUCACAGUGAUUCGUGUAGAGGUGAAAGUUUGGUUGAUCUCUGACACAGACGAUCUAAUGCACUUCAAUUAUACUGUGACCAUCUUAUUGGACAUUUUACUGAAGUGUGAUGAUUCAUUUCAGGACCGCAUUUUAAAAGCUUUCAGCUUAAGAGAAUGUCCUGUUUCGGCUGUAUUGAAAUAUAAAUCAUGUACCAAUGCAUCUUUAUCUGUUCUCUUGCUUUGAGACAAAAUAAUAAAUACUAAACAGGU